This is a messenger RNA of Polistes canadensis, 2036 nucleotides long. RefSeq names its product HEAT repeat-containing protein 3. The record is from RefSeq and is a predicted model, not a curated record. NCBI's taxonomy places the organism in Eukaryota, Metazoa, Arthropoda, Insecta, Hymenoptera, Vespidae. Gene Ontology annotation, biological process: protein import into nucleus; ribosomal large subunit biogenesis. Bases 88 to 2025 code for a protein of 645 amino acids. The transcript is spliced from 6 exons.
GAGGCAUUCGUAACACGUGCUCUCUCGUAGAACGUAUGUAACCAAUAUCCUAUUUUAAGUGUAAUAUUUUAUUUGUUUUUUUAAAAAAUGGGUAAAGAUAAACGCAAGAAAAAUAAACAGCACAGAGAAAAUCCUACAGGACUUGUAUCGAAUAAUUAUUUGAAUGAAUCAGAAGAUUGUAAAGGUGACGACAAAGAGGAAGUAUUGCGAAUGGUGUACGAUGAAAUACAAUCUUUGGCCAUAGAGGAGAAGUUAUCUGGCUUACGAACUUUAGAAUCUAUGUGUUAUAGUAAAGUCAUAGCUGAACGAGUAUCAUCAGAUGGUAUUGUUAAAAUGAUUGGCCCUUUACUUAUUGAUAAUAGCUUGACAAUAAGAGCUGCUGUUGCAAGUGCUUUGAGACAAGUAGCUGAGAAUGGUAAAGACAAUGCUGUUACAAAAUUAAUUGACGAUGACAUCAUGACUCCUUUAAUUACUUUAUUUACAAGAGAUUACAGAGAAUGGCAACCAAAGUUGGAUUCUACAAUUAAAGAAAAUCUAUGCGAUGAAAAAGAAACAUUUAUUGAAGCUGUUACAUUGCUUUUAAUUUUAUGCGAAAACAAUGAAGUGGCUGUUAAGUAUGUAAAUAAACUAUGUCUAUCAAUAUUACUACAAUAUUUGUAUGUUACCAUAUAUGGAAUAGAGAUUAGCACUGUGGUUGCACAGUGUAUACUUACUCUAUCAGAAGAUAAUCCUAUUGCGAUUGAAACACUCAAAGAGUACAAGCAAGACUUAUUGAAUAUAUUAAAUUUACAAGUCAGCGAUAACUUGCCAUUCUAUGAUCUGAUAUUACUGAAAACGUUAAUAAUUGGUAUACUGUUGAAUAUGCAUUGUCUUACUAAAAAUAACGAAAUUGAUGUAUUUAAUCAAGUUAUUAAAAUUUUAUUAGAAACACUGACUGUAGAUAAUAAUAGUCUAUCGCAUGACUUAGGUACAAUAUUAUCAACGGAAAAAGAUAAUUUAUCAAAAGCAACUCGAAAGAAAAUACAAGAAUUCAAAAAGUUACUUACAGCUCAACAACAAACAUUAGAAAUUUUGGCUAAUUUAUGUUCAGACGAAGAGGAAAAUGAACUGCUUUCUGAUUUAGAUGAUUUUGAUGAAAUGAAUCAAAAAGAACCCAUGGACGAGGAUGAACCAGAGGAAACUGAUUUGUCUCAUAUUAUUUCAUCAUUACCGGUAGAAAUAAUAGAAAUUAUUACCAAUUGUAAUGUUAUACAAAAAGUUUGGAUCAAAACUGCAAAUAUAGAUAAAGAAACUCGUGAAUGUAUUUCAGAAAGCGUCGAAGGAAGAGCACUUUUAAAACAGAUAGAUGUAUUGAGAUGUAGAGCAUAUUUAUGCGCACAUAAUUUAUUGUUUAUUUCAGAUAUUAGUUCGGCAAAUGACAUGGAGGAUUUGUACAAUAUAUGGUGUCAAAUUGGAAAAUUUGUUUUCGGAAAUGGAGAAAACGAAGGUUGUGAAUUGGAGAGUAAUUUUGAAUUAUUAGAUUCAGCAAUUGCUGUUAUGAGAGCUUGUCUUCAAAAACUGGCUAAAGCACAAACAAAUUAUUUUUCUAACUUAACAGUAGAUGAUAUUUCGUUAAUGUUUAAUUACGAUGAGCUAUUUUUAAAUAGAAAUAUUGGUGUCAAUAUAAUAAGGAUGUUAGGACAUUUAGCUUUGAUUAUAGCUCAAACUGACAAUCAGCAUAAAUAUGAUUUAUUGAAGAACAUAAGUACAUUUUUUAUACUAACAUGUAAAGAACAAUCUUCCGCGUGGAUCAACGCAGAAUGUUUGGAUGCAUUGAUGGAUAUAUUCUCUGAUGAUGAAACGGAUCAGUUAGCAAAAGAACUUUGUAUAACUACUACAUUAUCGGAACUGUUACUAGCUUUUAAACAAAAGGUUCGUGAACAGAAACACCUUUUAAGAGAUAAAAGUGACAUAAUAUCUACGGUAAAAGAUAAUAUUCCGAGACUUAUAAAAUACAAAGAAAAACGUUUGAAACUUCUGCAAUAAACAUAAGAAAA